This is a messenger RNA of Rhinichthys klamathensis goyatoka, 1613 nucleotides long. It is a transcript of the gene sirt2, whose product is annotated as sirtuin 2 (silent mating type information regulation 2, homolog) 2 (S. cerevisiae). Bases 273 to 1304 code for a protein of 343 amino acids. The transcript is spliced from 16 exons. Gene Ontology annotation, molecular function: histone deacetylase activity, NAD-dependent; NAD+ binding. The record is from RefSeq and is a predicted model, not a curated record. NCBI's taxonomy places the organism in Eukaryota, Metazoa, Chordata, Actinopteri, Cypriniformes, Leuciscidae.
ACAUUAGCCAAGCCAUCCAAAGAAAUAUUAGCGACGCACACAAGCAACUGCCCCUUUAAUAAAAACAGUACUGUCAUCUCUUAACUUUAUGUGUUUUGGAAUUGUAUAGUACUGUUUGAAAGCGGAUAGAUGUCUGAAGUCACAUCAGUGUGAUAUGAUUUUUGUGUCCUGUAGAGGUUUCUAAAAGGGCAGAAGAGGAGGCUGAGACACCAGAUCUCGAGGGUCAGUCUGAAGACAGCAGUGACGAGGGUGAAGCUUCGGGAGACACUGAGAUGGAUUUCCUGCGCAGUCUCUUCUCGCGGACUCUUGGUCUGAGUCCUGGAGAGAAAGUCUUGGAUGAGCUGACCCUGGAUGCGGUCGCCCGCUACAUCCUGAGUGACAAAUGCAAGAACAUUAUCUGUAUGGUUGGAGCUGGAAUAUCUACAUCUGCUGGAAUCCCAGAUUUCCGUUCUCCUGGCACUGGUCUAUACGCCAAUCUGCAGAAGUACAACCUGCCUUACCCAGAGGCCAUCUUUCAGAUCGACUAUUUCAAGAAACAUCCGGAGCCCUUCUUCGCUCUGGCCAGAGAGCUCUACCCAGGACAGUUUAAGCCCACAGUGUGUCACUAUUUCAUGAAGAUGCUGAAGGACAAAGGCCUACUGAGUCGCUGCUACUCUCAGAAUAUCGAUACUCUAGAGAGAGUUGCCGGUCUGGAAGGCGAGGACCUGAUUGAAGCUCACGGCACAUUUCACACAUCUCACUGCGUGAGCUUCCUCUGUCGUAAGGAGUUCUCCAUGGACUGGAUGAAAGAUCAAAUUUUCUCUGAAGAUAUUCCUAAGUGCGAUUCCUGUGGAACCCUGGUUAAACCUGAUAUUGUGUUUUUUGGGGAGAAUCUACCUCCUCGAUUCUUCACUUCCAUGAAAAUGGACUUUCCUCGAUGUGAUCUUCUCAUCAUAUUGGGCACAUCCCUACAGGUUCAGCCGUUCGCAUCACUAGUCAGUAGAGUGUCAAACAGCUGUCCUAGACUGCUCAUCAAUAUGGAGAAAACCGGACAGUCGGAAUUUGGCACGGGGUUAUUCGCUUUUGGAGGAGGAAUGGACUUUGACUCGGAUAAAGCCUACAGAGAUGUGGCUCACCUGAGCACCUGUGAUGACGGCUGCAUGGCUCUUGCCGAACUGCUGGGCUGGAAGGCAGAGCUGGAAGAGAUGGUGAAGCGUGAACAUGCUUUGAUUGACACCAAAGAUGAUAAAAAGAAAGAUAAGGAAGCCAAUCAGAGCUCCAGAAGCACUGGGGCGGAGCCUGGGAAGGCUGACAAGACCGAAUAACCAAUCAGAGCAUGCAGAGGGUUCACAUGGCAGCCCUAAUAGAUCUCCGUAAUUCACUCCACUCUGGCCUUCACACUGUCCAUCAUGUUUUUCUGUUUCUCUGAGCUGUUUUGUCUGUAAUAGCAAUAUAGAUGCUAUAGAAAUGGUACAGAAACCACAUAGAGCUCAGACUGGAACAGUGAGACAGAUAGACAGCAAACACUUUAGCAGAAGUGUGGUGUUCUGCUUUGGCCAAGGGACUGCUCUGACAAAAACAGUUUGUGAAACACAAUUAUAAAAAAACAUAAUGCUUUAAAUGUAAUUUUUUAA